AUGAAGACUAUUUUAUUGGCUUUGCUGUUUUUUGCUGUGGCUUUGUUUGUCACCGUUGAAUGCAGAAGAACCGGACCUGGCAAGGGAAAAGAUCCUAAGUCUGGAAAAGGAGCGAUCGGCAAGCUUAGGAAACUAGGUAAAAGGCACUACAUUGGGUGUAUUUUCUUUAGUUGUGUUUAUGGUAAACAGCUCUCUUUUACUUCCCAGAGAUUUUGAUAGUCUUUUGAAAUGCAGGGCUUGUAACUUCUUUGCUAGAUGCCCUACAUUUUAAGCGCCAAAAACCGGUAGAUACCGGUAGUUUAUGUCAGGUAUUAUUAAACGGGGGAACUGUUUCCAAAAGUACUGUUUCACUUACUUCAAUUAUAGAGAGUUUCAAUGCACUUAAGUAGUAGAAAAUUCAAAUAGAUCUUAUGCAAAACAGAGAAAUACUUCCAUAUGUGAUGAUUGCGCUUUUGAAGUCAUCUGUCAACCAAACAAACCUGCGCAAUAACGAUGAUUAAGCAAAAGGCGAUUUGUCUUUUUAAUAGUCUUCUCUUUGAAAACGACCUUUGCCUUUGCCAACUGCCACAGAUGCAAAAUCACUUUUACAGGAUAACAUUUGUUUUUAGUGAAGCAUCUGGCAAAACCAUGGUCUUUAUUAUUUUUUCGUCGGCGUGAUCAUUAUCCUGAGCUGUGUAGCCGCCACGGCGCCAGACUGCAUGAGAACAAGUGUUGUUUUCUUCACGUUUUUCAUGCGAAGGAAGCGAGCGAGGGCGCGAGACACGCGCACGAUGGGUGAAGGCCCUACACGCCCGCUUCGUGUUUCGCUCGCCCGAAAAACGCGGGAAAAUAGGACUGUUAUUUUAGUAUUUUUCUUUGUUCCUCUCUGUCUUUUACUCUCUUAAAGAGACAUCAUAUUGUCUGUCUACAGGCUGCCUUGUCAAGAACUGUUCCACGUGCAAUGAUGGCUUUGUUAGAAUCACUUACAGUUUGGCACGAAGACGAUUACAAGCUAACAGAAAUUUUACCGUUUGCAAGCCUUGUAAUCAAACUGAGAAAGGAAGGAUGAAAGCAAAAAUGCAAGUGAUCGAUAGAGACGAGUCCAAAUGCCCUCCAGGUCAGAAGGAACAUUCAUUUUUUCGUUACGGAAUUUAAAAUAUUGUGAAAAUACCCUCAACAAAUGAAGCGAAAGAAAGGAGAAGCAGAGGAGAAACGCUCAUCAAUAACAAUCAGAAUAUCAAAACUCCUGCGUCUGUAACCUGCUGUAAUUCCCGGCUUUGUGUUUCUAAGUCAGUAAACAUAGUGAUCUCUGCCUGCUUGAGAGAAAAAGAUCAGAUUUACCGGUUAAAAGUCAAGCCUAGUAUUUGAAUAAUUCAAUUUUGACUGACCAAUGGCAUUAGACUGCGAAACAGUCCGUAUUUUUGUCAUUUCUAGCGAGCAGUCAAACGCGACUCUAGGGCCGGUAGAAAACCGACUAAAUAGUCUAAAAACAGACUUAAUAUUCCUUUUGUCGCCAUCGAGCGAAUAACAAAGGUUACUUUUUCGGAGCACGCGUAUAGUUAAACAGCGCUUUGAGCUGUGAGAUCCUCUGAGCCUCUACUGUAGUAAAGCCAAUCAACAUGUUUAUGAAUUUGUUCCGAUUUCAGUUACUGGUGCGACCGAAGCUCCCUGUAGCAGAAACUGUGCCUUUUGUGUCGAUGGCGAAUGUACUCAGUGUAACCAGGGAUUCGCCCAUGUAAGACAUACCAAGCGUCAGAACGUUACACGUUGCGUUCCAUGUGAGAUGAGAAACUCCAAGAGGAAAGCCGCAAAGUUUACUGUCCUUGACGAAUCGCAAUGCCCAGGUAAGAUGCCGACAUCCUCCUAGCCUGAAUAGUAGACUUCGAGUUUUUCUCAGGGAUAAAUACUUGAGUGCUUGUGAACCUUUCCCUGCGUGUCACCUUCCUCGCGGGUGGCGGUUGUCACGCGCGCCCGUGUUCUAUCCCUUAGGAAAAUGAGAGGCUUAAGUAAUGAGCCUGCGUGCCUCCCCCGAAGUUGCUAGGAGAUAUUAGAGUGGUUCAGAAUCACGUUCAAGUCGAAAAAGCAAGCGUCAAUUGGUAUCAUGUGACCAAGUUUCUCCAUUACUUGUCUUUCACUGUUCGUUAUUCAUACUGAGGAAGUUGUUUCAUGCCAGUUGUAUCCACAAUAACUAUUUAGAAAUGGUCACACUCAUCUUAGAUCUGACGUUUACUUUUUGCCAUAAAGGUGAUUGUAAAUCUCAAUUAACUGUUUAAGUGAUUUGUGCAAGAGAAGAAAUAUGAAGGACAUUUCUUGUGGGAAGCAUUCUAAAUCUGGCUCAUUUUUGUGGUCUCUUUUUGGCAGAUUUGCAGAGCUUUUUUAAAUGUAGAGACGCCAGUCAGGUGCACACUUUGCUCCCUCGGCCUCGCUGGGCCCUAGAUUCUAACGCGUGCUAUACUUGCAGGCAGUCGAUCAUUGAUGUGACAUUAUUAUUUUUUUUCUUUUUCUACCGUUUUAGCUGCAUGUGAUAAAGGCUGUCGCAACUGUGUGGAUGGCAAUUGUCUCGAAUGUAAAGCAGCUUAUGAGCUGGAUCAAGAGUCAAAGCAAUGUGAAAAGAAGAAAGGCAAGUCAAACAGAUUAAACAGACCAAGAAAUCAGUCGCCGUUUCGUCAUUUUUGAGCGAAAUCUUCACUGUUUAGCAAUUUGUCUCGUCAAAUUGUUAGAAAUGAAUUCGAAACUUCAAUUAUUUUUUAAAAAGGGAAAAGGAAAUGUUAAUGUAUAAAAAAUUAGACCAAAAUUAUUUAUUGAGGUACCCUGUGUACCAGGAGUUUUUCUUGCGUUCGGCGAUUGAGUGCGGCGGAGACGCUUUGGGGUCGGCAGCAGGUCGACACGUCUUCGGCCUUUAAGCCGAAGCCACGAGCGGCGACGCGCGCGUCACUAAAACCGGAAAACCAGGAUACCGUUUAGGCCCUAAGAGUGACUAACAUCAACUUUCUCCCAAUACAUGAUCAAGAGAAUAGGUUAUGAGAAAUGAUAAAGUGAUCACCAGAGGAGAAUUAUUGCUUUGAUCUUUUAUCAAAUCCUCCGCUCUACGUAUAAUUUUUUUUUAGCUCCUUUAAUAAAAUCUUCUUUAUUUUGGUACUUCUUUGCUUAUAACGGUGAUGUUUUCCGUUUUGUAGGAGCUUACGCUUUCAGCCACGUUUUACGGCAAAAUGUAUUUUAUUUUACAUUAAUACUGUUCGUUGUUUUCAGUUUGUGGUAGAGGCCGCAACAAGAAAAGAUGUGCAAAAGGCAAACCAGGAGUUAAACCCAAUAGAAAAGGUAAGCUAUUAAUCUCAUUCCACAACUGAUUGAAAGAUAAUUAGUGCCUCUUUCAAGGCAAUCUGGACAGCUUGCGUGUCCUACGCUUUCAUUUGAGCGAAGAAAAGAAAAUUUCGUUCGCUGAGAAGACACGAAAAAGACUGAGAGAGCAAGUCACACGAGCUCUCCAACGAAAACCGCCGGCUACGAGGGUCAUAAUCUAGAUAAAUUUGAAUUCGGCGUGUUUGCCCCGAAAAUGAAUAAAAGGGUUCUGUUCACGUAGUCGUUUCCAUAUCGUUUUCACUCUCCACAUUGAAACGCUGUUGCAGACGUCGUUGUUAGAAAAGUCAGAUGAACUUUUUGCUGGUUGUAAAACACCGCUUUAAAGUGUACGAAAGGCGAGACUGGAGAAAAAUGAAAAAAAGAAAAAAAAUUGAACGUCCUUCAUCCAAUUGGCAUACAAAGAAGUAGAUAUGAGUAUAUUUGGCUCCUUAUAUGGUCUAAAGAAAGGUGGGUGGUGUGGGGAAAGGGGGCGGGGGUGGGGUGGGAGCAGUUUGAGAUUGAGUCAAGGUGGGCUCCUGAGUGUUAACUUGUGAACAGAUGCGGUUCUGAAGCAUGCUGAAUCAAUUAAUAUUGUAUAUUUGUUUUUUUCAUUUUAUCUCUAGGAGGAAAAAGAGGACCAAAGACUCCAAGGCCUUGAAACGUCCAUACAAAUCGCGCGUGUACAUUUUUCUUCUAUCCACGCACGUAAGUCGUGCGUGGAGAGAAAAUCAAGAGGGGUGUAUUUCAGAUGAUACAUGUCGCUAUUUAUUUUUUUAUUAGACUUUUGGUGAUAUCAUAUGGAAGACAAAGCACAGGAUACUCAAAGGAUCUCUUUUUUUUAUUGUAAAAACCACAGUGAAAGUUGAUUAGUCGAGCAACGAAACUAUGGUUCUUAAGAUUUUUGUUCUUCGAUCUCUGUUCAAGAAGUAGCUGAAAUAGUUAGCUUGGGUGCUGGGUGUACAAUUAAGUACUCAAAGAAUAUUUUUUUCGUCGUAUUAUUACCAGAUCAGCGUUCAUUUCCACUUACGCUCAGCUGAAUCUCAGUGUAUGAUAGAUUUUUGUUUCUUAGAUAAUUCUAGUGUAAGCGAGACUUGGAAGGUUUGCUAUGAACACCCUCUUGUAGCCAGUUGAUGGUUGCUCAUUUCUCUUUCUAGCACAUGUAUCUUAUUGAGAGUAAAGAAAAGUCACUGUAUUGAUUUCACUGUAGUGGUUAGCAUUACAAUUUUUCUUGAAUCUUUGCUAAUAAAUUUUUUGCUCAAAUGCCGGGUCUCGAUAAUAAUUCAUUUUCUCGAUGCGUCAUUUGACUUCAUCUACAAGAUAUGCUUUUGCUGAUUCCUUAAUGCGUUAAGUAAUACUACUGAGGUUUACUUACAGAGAAGAAGAAUAGAAGAACAAGAGAUCAAUCUCCUUUACAGGAUUCUGAUAGUUGUACUCAGUUGAUGCAUAGUUAAUUAGAGUGGAAGCCGG
Porites lobata is the source of this 4785-nucleotide messenger RNA. The record is from the annotation of a GenBank genome assembly. Lineage: Eukaryota; Metazoa; Cnidaria; Anthozoa; Scleractinia; Poritidae.